Molecule: messenger RNA, 1536 nt
Organism: Fulvia fulva
Lineage: Eukaryota; Fungi; Ascomycota; Dothideomycetes; Mycosphaerellales; Mycosphaerellaceae
Product: Pre-mRNA-splicing factor prp46
Exons: 1
Coding region: 1-1536 (511 amino acids)
Biological process (GO): mRNA splicing, via spliceosome
Cellular component (GO): Prp19 complex; precatalytic spliceosome; catalytic step 2 spliceosome
Molecular function (GO): protein binding
Source: RefSeq, a predicted model, not a curated record
AUGGCCCAGGUUGCCAACGCAGCGCCAGUGCCGGCCACAGCAGAAGCAGAAACAGCAGCAGAAGUGACGGAACGAGCAGCAGAGGCAGUCAGGACAUCUUCCAAGAGGACGCGCGACGUCUUUGCAGCAGAUUUCGGUCAGCCAUCGGCGCUGCAGAAGCCUCCACAGCCCGCCAUCGCACCUGCACAUCCUUCGCCCUACGAACGAGCGCAGAAAGCCAGCGUCGCAGCACGGAUACGCCUCGAAUAUGCCGACGUCAAGGAGCUACCCGCUGCUCUCGCCCAAAAGCAGGCGAAUGCUGCGACAUCACUCGCGGCACGCCGGAAGAAGCCAAAGACUGACGAGCAGGCAAGCGAUCCACAGAUGGCCAGGAUGAUCGAAGAUGCUUCGAGCUCGAGACAGCAGCAAAGUCAGGCGAACGGCACAUCGACAGCUCUGACGAGGAUCAACGGCGCUGCGAAUGCGAAACUUCCACCAAACGCGAAUGGGCCUACACCCCAGCGCAACACACCGUCGACGAGUCUGGUGCGUCGAGACACCGUGAGACAGCAGAGACCAGAAUGGCACCCGCCGUGGAAGCUAUUCCGUGUGAUCUCAGGCCACCUUGGUUGGGUUCGUGCGCUCGCGACAGAGCCGGGCAAUCAGUGGUUUGCGUCGGGCGCAGGCGACAGAACCAUCAAAAUCUGGGACUUGGCGACGGGAACGCUGAAACUGACGUUGACGGGCCACAUCUCUUCAGUGCGAGGCCUGGCAGUGAGUCCACGGCAUCCAUAUCUCUUCAGUUGCGGAGAGGACAAGAUGGUGAAAUGCUGGGAUCUUGAGACGAACAAAGUCAUCCGACACUACCACGGCCACUUAUCAGGAGUAUACACUCUUAGCUUACAUCCGACUCUGGACGUACUAUGCACAGGAGGUCGAGAUGGCGUAGUCCGGGUCUGGGACAUGCGAACACGCUCCAAUAUCCACGUCCUCAGCGGACACAAGCAGACAGUCUCCAGCAUCGUGACACAAGCCACGGAUCCCCAAGUCAUCUCCUCCAGCUUGGACAGCACUGUGCGAAUGUACGAUCUAGCAGCAGGCAAGACUAUGGGUGUCUUGACUCACCACAAAAAGGGCGUGCGCUCUCUCGCCACACAUCCUACCGAGUUCACUUUCGCUUCGGCAUCGCCAGGACAGAUCAAACAAUGGCUAUGCCCAAAGGGCGACUUCAUGAUGAAUUUCGAAGGUCACAACAGUGUCAUCAACUCCCUCUCUGUCAACGAGGAGAACGUCCUCUUCAGCGGUGGUGACAAUGGCAGCGUGGCAUUCUGGGAUUGGAAGACUGGUCAUCGAUUUCAGUACGAAGACAGUGUAGCACAGCCCGGCUCUCUCGAUGCAGAAGCUGGCAUUAUGACUAGCACUUUCGAUCAGACUGGAUUGCGAUUGAUCACAGGAGAGGCAGACAAGACGAUCAAGGUCUGGAAGCAGGACGAGAACGCCACAGAAGAGACGCACCCGCUGGAUUGGCGGCCUACAUUGGGUAGACAAAAGUUUUAG